AUGUGGGGAUGUGAGAAGUUUUCUGAGUACAUUUCUGGCAUGAAGUUUCAUAUAGAAACAGAUCACAAGCAAUUGGUUCGAGUAUUUACGCAGAAGAGUCUCAACGAUAUGUCUCCAAGGAUACAAAGAUUCCUGAUGCGAAUAAUGCGAUUCACGUAUACAAUCUCUCACGUGCAAGGAAAAGAUUUGGUGUGUGCUGACACUUUGUCUCGUUCUCCAAUAAUGGAUAAAGGAGAUGAAGAUAUACUCACUGGAGAGGCAAACGGAUUUGUUGAUCAAGUAUUGAAAGAGUUACCAUGCACAGAAGAUAGAUUAAAUGAGCUUAGAAUACGUCUCAAGCAAGAUGUAGUAUGUAAACAAGUUAUGAAGUACUGUACUUAUAGAUGGCCAGACAAGAAUCAUGUCAAUGACGCUAUGAAACCCUAUUGGCAACAUGUAGGUGAUUUAACGGUUCAAGACAGUCUCUUACUCCAUGGAAAAAGAUUGGUGAUCCCUUCAUCAAUGAGAUUGGACAUACUUAGUAAAAUACAUUCAGGACAUCUCGGGAUAACCAAGUGCCGAGAGAGAGCAAGAACGUCGGUGUGGUGGCCUGGUAUGAGCAAACAAAUUGAUGAUUUGGUUCGAAAUGUAAUAUAUUCAUUAUGUUGUAUAUGUAAUUAG
Paramuricea clavata is the source of this 660-nucleotide messenger RNA. The record is from the annotation of a GenBank genome assembly. Lineage: Eukaryota; Metazoa; Cnidaria; Anthozoa; Malacalcyonacea; Plexauridae.